This is a messenger RNA of Cydia fagiglandana, 977 nucleotides long. RefSeq lists its product as uncharacterized. Gene Ontology annotation, molecular function: nucleic acid binding; RNA-DNA hybrid ribonuclease activity. Bases 146 to 901 code for a protein of 251 amino acids. Gene Ontology annotation, biological process: DNA replication, removal of RNA primer. The transcript has 2 exons. The record is from RefSeq and is a predicted model, not a curated record. NCBI's taxonomy places the organism in Eukaryota, Metazoa, Arthropoda, Insecta, Lepidoptera, Tortricidae.
AUAGUUUCGCCAGGUCUGUCUGUCUUUCCGAGGCUUUGCUCCGUGAUCGUUAGUGCUAGAAAGCUGCAAUUUGGCAUGGAUACAUAAAUCAUGCAUUGCGACAGAACGCGGAUCAGGCUCUGGAACCUUUUCAGAAGACCUGAACAUGUCAAUCACCACUCCGCUAGGAGCCCAUAACUCGGUAUUCCAGGCUGAGUGCAUGGGCAUCAUUAACGCGGCGGCUGCCAUCACUGCAAGGAAGGUAGUAGGAUCCUCCAUCCGCAUACUCUCCGACAGCAGAGCAGUCUUAAUGGCCCUAAAAAGCCAUAUAGUCACAUCCAAACUUAUACACGAAUGCCACGAACGACUAAUGGAGGUAUGUCAGAACAAUAAGAUCACCUUACAAUGGAUCAAAGGACACAGUGGAUCCCGAGGUAACGACGCCGCGGACGAGCUCGCCAGACAAGGAUCGGGUGCGGGGGCGAUAGGCCCGGAACCGAUCCUCCCGAUACCGUUUAGUAAGGUACGCUCAAUGCUGCUGGCACGUACAGGGAAACUACACACAGAACACUGGCUAAACCAAACUGGAUGCAGACAGGCCAAGCAGGCCAUGCCUAGCAUGAACGGUAAGCUCACAAGGGCGCUCCUUCAACUAGGAAAGGUUCGACUGAGUAUGGUAACCAGUGUCAUAACAGGUCAUGGACUUUUUAACAAACAUCUUUUUAUAACAGGUGUCACAGACAGUCCCCUAUGCCGUGGAUGCAUGGAGGAAGAAGAAACAGCCUCUCACGUGGUGUUGGAAUGCAGCGGAUUGGCCCCAUACAGGGCAAAACAUCUCGGAUCCCCGAGUGACCUCCCCGAGGUCCUACUCAACAUCAAAGGUUUGAUAGGAUUCCUCGAGGAGCUGGGCUGGCAAGACUAGCCCACCCCCUAUCACGCAAAAUAGGCGCAAGACGUCGAGUUGCGGAAAAUCGCCCGAGCUACAAUACAAUACAAUA